This is a messenger RNA of Diorhabda carinulata, 2777 nucleotides long. It is a transcript of the gene Cpsf6, whose product is annotated as cleavage and polyadenylation specificity factor subunit 6. NCBI's taxonomy places the organism in Eukaryota, Metazoa, Arthropoda, Insecta, Coleoptera, Chrysomelidae. Gene Ontology annotation, biological process: mRNA alternative polyadenylation. The record is from RefSeq and is a predicted model, not a curated record. The coding region runs from base 264 to 2294 and encodes 676 amino acids. The transcript is spliced from 7 exons. Gene Ontology annotation, molecular function: mRNA binding. Gene Ontology annotation, cellular component: mRNA cleavage and polyadenylation specificity factor complex.
AAUGUCAAUUUUGAAGCAAGCGCAGUAGCGUCAGUCGUAGUUUGUCCAUUGUGUCCAAUGGAUGGAAAGUAAAUUUUCAUUCGAAAGUUUUAGGGUAUAUUAGAUAUACAUUUUAAAAUAACAUUUAUUUACGUAGUACCCGCGAAUUACUUUUUAUUUAACUUUUUAUAUUUUUAAUUGCGUUGUGUAAAUAUUUUUUGUAAUUCAAAUUUAGCGCUUGCGUAUGUUUGUGCCGGUUUUUAUCUAGUAUCACGUCAUCAGCCAUGAUGCAAGCGGGGAAUCGCGUCCCUUCCAUGAAAAUGGCAGAAAAUGAUAUAGAUUUGUAUGCAGACGAUAUUGAAGACUUUGCACAAGAUGAUUUUGGUGGAGAAAAUGUAGAUUUAUAUGACGAUGUUAUCUCUGCUCCUCCUGGUGGUAACAAUUCAGAUAAUCCCGGAGAUUCUAAUCAUCAUCCACCUCCCGGUGCAAGUGACGAUGGUAGCGGCAAUUUUGCAGGAACGGCAGUUUCUGUUAAUAAUAUAAAUGCUUCUGUAAGAAAACAUCAGCUGUACGUUGGCAAUUUAACAUGGUGGACUACUGAUCAAGACAUUGAGAACGCUAUUCAUGAUAUUGGUGUUAAUGACUUCAAUGAAGUCAAAUUCUUUGAGCAUCGCGCCAAUGGUCAAUCAAAAGGAUUCUGUGUCAUAUCCAUGGGCUCAGAAGCAAGCAUGAGACUUUGCAUGGAACUGCUCCCAAAGAAAGAGAUCAACGGCCAAAAUCCUGUAGUCACCCCUCCCACAAAACAAGCUCUAAGUAAUUUUGAAAGUCAGUCUAAAACUCGCCCUUCUCCUACUAACAAUACUAAUUCACGUCCUCCUCAUCCUAGCCAUCCUAAUAAUAAUAUUCACUCAGGUCCAAUGCAAAACUAUGGUGGUAGAAUGCCCAUGAGUCCCAACAUGAGACCUAUGCUUCCAGGUAUGCAAGGUGGUCCUAGAAUGCAAGGUCCUCCUGGUUUCAAUGGACCUCCUUCUAUGAAUCAACAACCUCCAAGAUUCCAGGGUAACCCACAAUGGAACGGACCAAGACCUAAUGGUCCUGGUCCUAAUAUGGGUAUGAGACCAAUGGCGCCUCCUCCUGGUCAAGGUGGGCCUCCAAGACCCCCAAUGGGACCACCACAACAAGGUCCACCUAGAGGUAUGCCGACUCAAGGUCCACCUCCGAUGCGUCCUGAAUGGAAUCGUCCACCGAUGCAGCAAGGAUAUCCUCAAGGUCCACCGCAUAUGCAAGGUCCCAAUAUGGGUCCGAGAGGUCCGCCACCGAUGGGACCUCCUGGAGCACCGCCGCCGCAAGGGCCAGCGCCUCACGUUAAUCCCGCUUUCUUUCAACAAGGGGGAGGACCGCCGCCGCCGAUUCAACAUAUGCCUGGACCAGGGCCUGUCAUGCCACCUCAAGGACCACCACAAGGUCCCCCUCACGGACCCGUCGGGCCACCUCACGGACCUCCGAUGGGCCCGACCAACGUCCCACCUCACGGGCCGCCUCACGGAUACGGUCCGCCUGCAUCUAUGCCGCAACCUCCGUACGGUGGUCCGCCUCCUGAUCACCGCUCCGAUAUUCCACAAUUGACCGAACAAGAAUUCGAGGAUAUCAUGUCGAGGAAUAGAACAGUUUCUAGUUCGGCAAUCGGUAGAGCUGUAUCAGACGCAGCUGCUGGCGAAUACGCUAGUGCUAUUGAAACAUUGGUUACUGCGAUAUCACUUAUCAAACAAUCUAAAGUCGCAAACGAUGAUCGCUGUAAGAUUUUGAUCAGUUCUUUGCAAGAUACGUUGCGAGGCGUUGAAGAUAAGAGCUACAGUUCAAGUCGUCGGGAUAGAUCGAGAUCGAGAGAUAGAUCUCACAGAAGAACAAGAAGGGAACGAUCCUCUUCGAGAUACAGAGACAGGAGUAGAGAUAGAGAACGUGAAAGAGACAGAGACCGUGAUCGUGAAAGGGACAGGUACUAUUCUGACAGAUACAGCGACAGAGAUAGAGAUCGUGAUAGAUCACGAAGUAGGGAACGAGCAGAUAGAGAAAGAGAAAGGGAUUACAGAGAUCGUGAACCGGAAGAAACAGAGAAAGAAAAAUCUAAAGUAUCCCGUGUAUCUAGGUCGAGGAACAAAUCUCCUGAUCCCGUAGAAGCCAGUACUGACAUAACAAAAUCUUCAAGAUAUUACGAAGACAGAUAUCGCGAACGAGAACGAGAAGCUCGAAGGGAUAGCGAUCGUGAUAGAGAACGUGACAGAAGAGGUGAUGACAGUCACAGAUCUAGACAUUAAAACAUUGAAAUAUCUAAUUAUUUGGAUCACAAAAACAAACAUUCACUCGUAAAUUUAAUCGGCUUUGAGUUGAUAUGGAAUUUCUAUAAAAUCAUCGUUGUGGAACUUAUUAAUUUUAUUGUUGUGGUUCUACAGGGUCCAAGUUAAUAUCUCCAAUGUAGAAAUCUUCAUUUCUAUCCAGGAACCAAAAUAUUUUUGUUUUCGUAUGUAUUUGAUUGUUUUUACUUUCGACUCUAAAUGGUGAUUUAAAUGAUUGUAUUUGUGAUCCCAUGUCAAUUUUUUUCAGAUUUUUUUUAAGUGAAUUAGUAUUUCUUAAUGUACUAAAAUAUAUUUUGGUUUUGUAAUAAGUAAGUUUUAAUGUAACGAGAAUCUGCGUUUAUGAUUUCAGUGUGUAGUAGUACCAAAUUAAGAUACAUAUUAAACUGUUAAAAUCAGGUGUGAAUGAAACUCUAAAAGAUCAUUUCUAAUAAAGUAAGAUAAUAA